Mya arenaria is the source of this 4053-nucleotide messenger RNA. RefSeq lists its product as uncharacterized. The transcript has 6 exons. Lineage: Eukaryota; Metazoa; Mollusca; Bivalvia; Myida; Myidae. Bases 176 to 2812 code for a protein of 878 amino acids. The record is from RefSeq and is a predicted model, not a curated record. Gene Ontology annotation, molecular function: GTP binding; protein binding.
GUUCGUGCGAAUGAUUUUCUGAAAAUGAAGGAAUAGUAAUUUGUUAUUUUCCUCUUUUGAAUACCAUUUUCAGAAAAUAAGUAAUUUUCAGUAUAUAAAUACUGUUUAGGUCUGUGAAAUCCACGGAUGCAAGGAAGUCGCUCUGGAGGACACAAGAUUUACACAUCACACAAUCAUGUCUGAUGUACAACCAGACGAACAGGAUGCUACACGUAAAACGAAUGAUGAAACCUCGGAAAUAGAUUCCGAACAAACUUCGGCCGAAGAUUCUAACAUUCGUGAGCCCACCUCCAAAACGCAUAACGAUACAGCCGUGGCUUCAGGCAAUACAACGUGUCCAGUAACUAUAGACGUCAGCGGAUCUCCGCCGUCUAGUUGCAUUGAAAAUACAGCUGACGACAAAUGCGAUGAUAAUGACGGCAAUAUAGUCCGUUUUUUCGAAUUAUGCGCUGCGCAAGAUAUCGUUCAAAAUGCGGUGAAUUAUUGUCCAGCUUGUGAUGAUGAAUUGAUGUGCGAUUCCUGUAGCAAAAUACACAGCCGUAAAAAGGCAACUAAAUCCCACAUGCUCCUUCCCAUAAGUAAGCUUGACGAAGAGGAAGCCACAAAGAUGUGCCAGCCUUGCACGGUCAGGGAUGAUGAGAACCAGGCUUCCUUCGUUUGUCCAGAAUGUAAUGAUCUUUGCUUUUGCUCCGACUGUGCAUCACAACAUCGUGACACAAGUGAGGGUCAUAUGUUAAUGACCAUAGACGACUUUAAUGCAGCCAUGGAAGACAACUGUUCCUUCAAGUAUGCAGGUGUCAAGACAAAGGUCGAUUAUACCGAUCAAAAGUCAGUUAGUAAGCAGUGGCAACGAAAUCAACAAAAACAGGAUCGUCCUGGAAAGCCUAUGGCGUCCGAUAUUGGUUCGGACUCAGUUACUCUUUCUUGGGAGAAGCCCACAGACUUUGAUAAAAACAAUUACUUUCAAAUCGGAUAUAAGGAUCUGAAUAGUGGAAUGAAAUGGCGAUUCUAUCACGGGGAAUUUAUGGAGUCCUCUGUCAGACUAACUAACUUGAAGUCCGACACAAAGUUCGUAUUCAGAGUCAGGGUGGUUUAUGAUGACGUUGAAGGCCCAUACAGCGAGGAAAGCGACGUGAUUGUCAUUGCAUCCUCCCUUGCUUCACGACUGGUCAAUUACGCUGUAAGGAUGGACAAUGUCGAUAAUGUUCCUGCAAUCUAUGCAUUACCGAUGACUGAACUAGCUGAAGCUAGAAACAAGAAGGCAAGGACAAGAAAAUUUGAAAUAGGAACACGGCCAAAACGUAUCCGGAACGAGAAGACCAUUAUGAUGAUCGGGGAAACUGGCACUGGAAAAAGCACACUCGUUGAUGGAAUGGCAAACUACAUUCUGAGUGUCAACUGGGACGACCCAUUUAGAUUUACAAUCAUAAAUCUUGAAGACGAAGAAAAACAGCGUACGAAAAACCAGGCCUUGUCCCAAACAGAAUGGAUCACAUGCUACACAAUUCAUCCUGAAAAAGGGAGCCGCCUGUCCUACUCUAUCAACAUUAUAGACACGCCAGGUUUUGGUGACACCCGUGGCCUAGAACGUGACCAAGAAAUUGUGGGACAAAUAAGAGAAUUGUUUUCAAAAAAAGGACCACAGGGCGUCGUAUCAAUUGAUGCCGUUUGCUUUCUGAUUAAGGCCCCUGAUGCUAGGCUUACGCCUUUGCAAAGCUAUAUAUUCCAGUCGAUCAUGUCCCUCUUUGGAAAAGAUAUUGAGAAAAACAUAUGUUCCUUGAUAACAUUCGCAGAUGGAAUUGACCCUCCAGUACUUGCUGCUUUGUUGGAAUCGGGUUUACCGUUUGGUACGCGAUUUACCUUUAAUAACUCUGGGCUUUAUGCAAAGAAUGUUGAUUUAGACAACACGAGUUUGGCCCCGAUGUUUUGGGAUAUGGGAAUGAAAGGUUUCCGUAAUUUCUUCCAAACGCUGGGCACAAUGAGUACAAAGAGCCUUCAGAUGACUAGUGACGUUUUGUAUGAAAGAAAUCGUCUGGAGGUAACCAUAAAAAAUCUGGAACCAAUGUUGGAUGCUGGACUUCUGAAGGUCAAUCAACUUAAAGCAGAAAUAAAGCUGUUUGGGGACCAUAAAUCACUUAUCGCGGACAACAAGGACUUCGAGUACACAGUAACUUCAACACGACAGGUCAAAACAGAUUUGCCUCGUGGACAGCAUGUGACAAAUUGUACACAUUGUCAUUUCACAUGUCAUGAUAAUUGCGCCUUCGCAAAUGAUGACCAAAAAAUCAAUUGCUGCGCGAUGUCGGGAGGAUACUGUACUAUUUGCCCAGACAGAUGUUUCUGGAAAGAGCAUGCCAACACACCGUACAUCUUUUCUUUCAUUACGGUGACAGAAAACAAAACGUAUGGUGAAAUGAAAGCAAAGUACGAAGAAGCCUCCGGUAAAUUGCUCACGCAAGAGCAACUCCUGGAACAGAUGGGUCAAGAACUGGAAAAAAUGAUUGACGUUAUAGAAGACAUGAUGAUCGUUAUACGGGAUUGCAAUGCCCGUCUAGCAGAAAUUGCACUUAGACCUAACCCGCUGACCAUGGUUGACCAUAUAGACCUUAUGAUCGAGAAUGAAAAGAUGCACAAGAAACAAGGAUGGUUAAAUCGAGUUAAGACUUUGCAAGCAUUCCGGAAACGCGCCCUCAUUCACAAUGAUUUUGAGACAUUUCACAGGGAAGCGCAUACCAUUGGUGUUUUCGGUAAAGGAAACAAACGUGACCAAAAAUCCGUAUUCCAACGCAUUCGUGACGUUUUCCACUGGUAAAAUGAUUGAAGUCUGGCUAUUACGUUCUUCAAAGGAGAAUAUAUUAAGACAUAUAAAGAAACAAGCAUACGAAAAAAUCCAAUUUAACACUAGCUUGCGCAUUGAUAUAACAGUACAUCUUCUGUCGAUGACUGUGUGAGGAGUUGUUACUUUUCCUUUCGAAAUAUUAAUAACACGUGCUGAAAACUUCAAAUCUAUAUAGGGAUCACUUUACUGGUGUCGUUUUUCAACUACAUCCUUUGACUUAUUCACACGUGCGGGUAUUACGCCAAAACAAUGCAAUACUAAACAUUUACUUCAUCUGAUAACAGGAGAGCAGAAGAAACCAAAUGCUUACCAAAACACUGCACUUUAAUCAUUGACAAUUUUGUGAUAACAUAUUUGUAUAUUGUGAUCUGUAGUAUACGUAGUAUAAUGUUCUUGUUCUGUGUUUUUAUUCUACAAAAACAGUUCUGUAUCAAAUGCAGAUUUUAUUGAUCAUAAAGUGUAAGUCAGUGUACCCCAUGUGGUAAAGUCGCCUUAUCGCAUAUUUUAAUCACGUUAAUUGCCAUAUUGCCUGUAUUGUUUUUCUUGCAUGUCUGUUGUAACAUACUUUUACUUUGACAAAUUAAAAUGUUAAUAUGUACAAUUGUGCGUGUGUGUUUGAGUACUGUGAAUUUUCACGUCAGAGGCUGUAUGGUGAUGUAUAUAAUGUACUAGCAUAUGAUGUGUAUAUAAAUUGUUUACUUUUUAUUCAAUGAACUGUUUGUAUGUGUGUCCGCACAAUUAUUUUUUCCCGAAUACAAACAAAAAUGGUGGAUGUGUAUAAGUAACAGUGUAUAUAGUUGGUUGGUGCAUAUAUACAUCUAUCAUUUGUAUGAAUUGAAAAAUUUCAUCAGAUUUGCAUACCUUUUUGUUCUGUGUAUCCUUUAAAAGUGAAAAUGAAAGUAAGGUUGGAGUGGUUGGUCCCUUAAGUAUCAGUGUUGGUUAAUGUAUGUGUCAUUUCGUUUACUUUGAUGUCAACGACCACUAUUUUGUCUCAAUAUACAAAAAUUAAAAGAACGGUACAAUAGAAUAUGUUUUUAUUGUUUUAAAGUAACUAUAAUCGUUAAUGUGUUCUUGUUUGUUUAAGCGCAAAAUUAUCAUGUUUGCUUUGGUUUGUCUUAUGAUGUAAACACAUACAUAUGGCUGUUGUAACGGAUUAAAAUAUUUGAUAAUUAUGCUUAUUAUAAUCAAUUGGGAAUAAAUAUUGUCUUGGUAUA